AUGCGAGCAGUCGACCAAUACCUGAUGAAGCCAAAAGAAGAAAUCACAAAUGCAAGAGAACAGACAGAUCAAGAUCUGAAAGCAGUAAAGGAGGAAAUUUCACAACUCAAUGAAAUGGAGGAGAAACCAUUGAUACCCAAGGAAGAAUCUCUGAGCUGCUCGAUUACUGUGAGGAAUUUGUCUCCUAAAAGGAACAACAACCAACAAGCAACAACCAAUAAUACUCUUAUUUGCCCUCAGUGUGGGAUGACCUUUACCUAUAAAUGUAAAUUUAAUGACCACAUGAGAAUUCACACUGGAGAAAAACCUUAUAGAUGUGAUCAAUGUGGAAAGAGCUACAACAGAAGUUGGGACCUAAAUGAGCACAUGAAAACCCACACUGGAGAACAGCCUAGAUGUGAUCAGUGUGAAAGAACCUUCAAUCGUAAGUCUGACCUGAACAAGCACAUGAAAGUUCACACUGGAGAAAAACCUUAUAGAUGUGAUCAGUGUGGAAAGACCUACAACAGAAGUUGGGACCUUAAUGAGCACAUAAGAACCCACAAUGGAGAACAGCCUAGAUGUGAUCAGUGUAAAAGAACCUUCAAUCGUAAGUCUGACCUGAACAAGCACAUGAAAAUUCACACUGGAGAAAAACCUUACAGAUGUGAUCAGUGUGAAAAGACCUACAACAGAAGUUGGGACUUUAAUGAGCACAUAAGAACCCACAAUGGAGAACAGCAUAGAUGUGAUCAGUGUGGAAAAACCUUCACUCGCAAGUUUUGCCUUAAUGUUCACAAGAGAAUUCACACUGGAGAAAAACCUUACAGAUGUGAUCAAUGUGGAAAAACCUUCAAGAGGAAAGUCCACCUUAUGGUUCACACAAGAUUUCAUACUAGAGAAAAGCUUUACAGAUGUGAUCAGUGUGGAAAUUGUUUUAUUUGUAAGUUUGAACUUAAUAAGCACAUGAGAAUUCACACCAAAGAAAGGCCUUAAAAAGCCCCUACUAUGCUGGUUUUCACAUUUGAAGAGUUCAGAUGCAAAACCACUAAACGCCACCUCGGUCAAAGAGUUAAUGAUAUUAACCAAAAGCUCUUGGAAUGUAUUAUACGUUCAUCAAAUACUUCUGAUAUCGCCAUUACACGCUGAAGAAGGGCGUUUAGCCCGAAACGUUCGUUGUUGGCGAUUAAAUACCUAUUUUGCAAGUGAACUGUGAGUGCUGUUCUUUUUCUUACACUAUUCGAUAUUAUUCACAUUGAGGGAUUUAGCACCCAGUUUUUGAGUUAUUCCAUUUAAUUAUCAGUAAGUGUGAGCGUGUUGUUUCAUACAAGACUAAAAAUGUAUUUAAAAUAUUUAUUUUGGUGCCACUUGUAGUAAACUUGAACCCACCUUUGUAUGAAAGAUGGGUUCAAGUUUACUACAGGUGGUAACCUAAUACAUAUUUAAAGGGACACUCUAAUUUUUUUUAUUUGCUAAUUUUCUAGCUCCCCUAGAGUUAAACAUUUGAUUCUUACCGUUUUGGAAUCCAUUCAGCCGAUCUCCGGGUCUGGCGCUACCACUUUUAGCAUAGCUUAGCACAAUUCAUUGAAUCUGAUUAGACCAUUAGCAUCACACUGAAUAAUAACCAAAGAGUUUGGAUAUUUUUUUUCUAUUUAAAACUUGCCUCUCAAGAACGGUGGAAAAUUUAAAGUUGCUAUUUCCUAGGCCGAUAUUGCUAUGAACUAUAAUCUCAUUUCGGCGUAAUAAUCAAGGACUUUGCUGCUGUAAUAUGGCUGUAGUAGGUUCAAUGAUAUUACGCAGUGCUGGAAAAUAGUCCCCUGCUUUAAAGUUACCAAGGGCACUAUUUUCAGGUGCUGUGUAAUAUCAUUAAGCCUCCUGCAGCCAUGGUCUAAUCAGAUUUAAUGAUGAGUAAUG
This is a messenger RNA of Paramisgurnus dabryanus, 1893 nucleotides long. RefSeq lists its product as uncharacterized. Gene Ontology annotation, molecular function: DNA-binding transcription factor activity; RNA polymerase II cis-regulatory region sequence-specific DNA binding. Gene Ontology annotation, biological process: regulation of transcription by RNA polymerase II. NCBI's taxonomy places the organism in Eukaryota, Metazoa, Chordata, Actinopteri, Cypriniformes, Cobitidae. The record is from RefSeq and is a predicted model, not a curated record.